GGUAUAAAACCUGUUGCACUAGGAGCAGAAAGCAGACCCUGCCCUGGUGCACAAUGGCUUCGUUUCAUGAAGAGCCCAAGCCUGGAGACCUGAUUGAGAUUUCCCGAAUUGGCUACUCGCACUGGGCCCUCUAUGUGGGCGAUGGUUAUGUGAUCCACCUGGCUGCCCCAGAUGAGUACCCUGGGGCCGGCUCCUCCAGCCUCUUCUCCGUGCUGAGCAGCAGAGGGAAGGUGAAAAGGGAGCUCCUGAGUGACGUGGUGGGGGGCUGCCACUAUCGGGUCAACAACCACUUGGACCACGAGUACUCACCCCUGCCCGUGAACAAGAUUAUCAGUUCUGCGGAGGAGAUGGUCGGUAAGGAGUUGGCGUACAGUGUUCUGAGCAGGAACUGUGAGCACUUUGUCACCGAUCUGAGAUACGGCAAGGCCCGGAGCCCCCAGAUUCGUGAAGAGCCCAAGCCUGGAGACCUGAUUGAGAUUUCCCGCAUCAACUCCUCGCACUGGGCCCUCUAUGUGGGCAAUGGUUAUGUGAUCCACCUGGCUCCCCCAGGGGAGAACUCUGAGGCUGGCUUAGGGGAGGUGAAAAGGGAGCUAAUUGAGCAUGUGGUGGGCAACUGCUCCUAUAAGAUCAACAACCACUUGGACCACCUGUACAAACCAUGGCCCAUACAGGAGAUGGUCAGAUCUGGGAAGAAGAUGAUUGGUAAGAGGAUGGAGUACAGUGGUCUGAGCAGGAACAGUGAGCACUUUGUCACAGAUCUGAGAUACGGCAAGGCCAGCAGCCGGCAGUUUCAUGAAGAGCCCGAGCCUGGAGACCUGAUUGAGAUCCCCCGCAUUGGCUCCUCGCACUGGGCCCUCUAUGUGGGCCAUGGUGAUGUGGUCCACCUGGCUCCCCCAGGGGAGAACUCUGAGGCUGGCGCCCCCACCGGCUUAGGGGUGGUGAAAAGGCAGCUCCUGGUGGAAGUGGUGGGAAACUGCUCCUAUAAGGUCAACAACCACUUGGACCACCUGUACAAACCACGGCCCAUAAAGGAGAUGCUCAGUUCUGGGAAGGAGAUGGUUGGGAAGGAGAUGGAGUACAGUGAUCUGAGCAGGAACUGUGAGCGCUUUGUCACGGAUCUGAGAUAUGGCAAAGCCCGCAGCCGGCAGUUCCGUGAAGAGCCCAAGCCCGGAGACCUGAUUGAAAUUUUACACAUCGGCUACUCACACUGGGCCCUCUAUGAGGGCGAUGCUUAUGUGAUCCACCUGGCUCCCCCAGGGGAGAACUCUGAGGCUGGCGCCCCCACCGGCUUAGGGGAGGUGAAAAGGCAGCUCCUGGUGGAAGUGGUGGGAAACUGCUUCUUUAAGGUCAACAACCACUUGGACCACCUGUACAAACCACGGCCCAUAAAGGAGAUGCUCAGAUCUGGGAAGGAGAUGCUUGGGAAGGAGAUGGAGUACAGUGACCUGAGCAGGAACUGUGAGCACUUUGUCACGGAUCUGAGAUAUGGCAAGGCCCGCAGCUGGCAGUUUCAUGAAGAGCCCAAGCCUGGAGACCUGAUUGAGAUUUCCCGCAUCGGCCCCUCGCACUGGGCCCUCUAUGUGGGCGAUGGUGAUGUGAUCCACCUGGCUCCCCCAGGGGAGAACUCUGAGGCUGGCGCCCCCACCGGCUUAGGGGUGGUGAAAAGGCAGCUCCUGGUGGAAGUGGUGGGAAACUGCUCCUAUAAGGUCAACAACCACUUGGACCACCUGUACAAACCACGGCCCAUAAAGGAGAUGCUCAGUUCUGGGAAGGAGAUGCUUGGGAAGGAGAUGGAGUACAGUGACCUGAGCAGGAACUGUGAGCGCUUUGUCACGGAUCUGAGAUACGGCAAAGCCCGCAGCCGGAAGUUUCGUGAAGAGCCCAGGCCUGGAGACCUGAUUGAGAUUCCCCGCAUCGGCCCCUCGCACUGGGCCCUCUAUGUGGGCGACGGUCAUGUGAUCCACCUGGCUCCCCCAGGGGGGAACUCUGAGGCUGGCGCCCCCACCGGCUUAGGGGAGGUGAAAAGGCAGCUCCUGGUGGAAGUUUUAGAAAACUGCUCCUAUAAGGUCAACAACCACUUGGACCACCUGUACAAACCACGGCCCAUACAUGAGAUGCUCAGAUCUGGGAAGGAGAUGAUUGGUAAGGAGAUGGAGCACAGUGUUCUGAGCAGGAACUGUGAGCACUUUGUCACCGAUCUGAGAUACGGCAAGGCCCCCAGCCGGAAGUUUCGUGCAAAGCCCAAGCCUGGAGACCUGAUUGAGAUUUCCCACAUCGGCUCCUCGCACUGGGCCCUGUAUGUGGGCGAUGGUGAUGUGAUCCACCUGGCUCCCCCAGGGGAGAACUCUGAGGCUGGCGCCCCCACCGGCUUAGGGGUGGUGAAAAGGCAGCUCCUGGUGGAAGUGGUGGGAAACUGCUCCUAUGAGAUCAACAACCACUUGGACCACCUGUACAAACCACGGCCCACAGAGGAGAUGCUCAGAUCUGGGAAGGAGAUGGUUGGUAAGAAGAUGGAGCACAGUGACCUGAGCAGGAACUGUGAGCACUUUGUCACGGAUCUGAGAUAUGGCAAGGCCUGCAGCCGGCAGUUUCGUGAAGAGCCCAAGCCUGGAGACCUGAUUCAGAUUUUUCGAUUUUUCAACUCACACUGGGCGCUCUAUGUGGGCGAUGGUGAUGUGAUCCACCUGGCUCCCCCAGGGGAGAACUCUGAAGCUGGCGCCCCCACCGGCUUAGGGGAGGUGAAAAGGCAGCUCCUGGUGGAAGUGGUGGGAAACUGCUUCUAUAAGGUCAACAACCACUUGGACCGUUUGUACAAACCACGGCCCAUAAAUGAGAUGCUCAGAUCUGGGAUUGAGAUGGUUGGUAUAAAGAUGGAGUACAGUGUUCUGAGCAGGAACUGUGAGCACUUUGUCACGGAUCUGAGAUAUGGCAAGGCCCGCAGCCGGCAGUUUCGUGAAGAGCCCAACCCUGGAGACCUGAUUGAGAUUUCCCGCAUCGGCUCCUCGCACUGGGCCCUCUAUGAGGGCGAUGGUUAUGUGAUCCACCUGGCUCCCCCAGGGAAGAACUCUGAGGCUGGAUCCCCCACCGGCUUAGGGGAGGUGAAAAGGCAGCUCCUGGUGGAAGUGGUGGGAAACUGCUCCUAUAAGGUCAACAACAACUUGGACCACCUGUACAAACCACAGCCCAUAAAGGAGAUGCACAGUUCUGGGAAGAAGAUGGUUGGUAAGAAGAUGGAGUACAGUGACCUGAGCAGGAACUGUGAGCGCUUUAUCACCGAUCUGAGAUAUGGCAAGGCCCGGAGCCGGCAGUUUCGUGAAGAGCCCAACCCUGGAGACCUGAUUGAGAUUCCCCGCAUCGGCUCCUCGCACUGGGCCCUCUAUGUGGGCGAUGGUUAUGUGAUCCACCUGGCUCCCCCAGGGGAGAACUCUGAGGCUGGCGCCCCCACCGGCUUAGGGGAGGUGAAAUGGCAGCUCCUGGUGGAAGUGGUGGGAAACUGCUCCUAUAAGGUCAACAACCACUUGGACCACCUGUACAAACCACGGCCCAUAAUGGAGAUGCUCAGAUCUGGGGAGGAGAUGGUUGGUAAGGAGAUGGAGUACAGUGAUCUGAGCAGGAACUGUGAGCACUUUGUCACGGAUCUGAGAUACGGCAAAGCCCGCAGCCGGAAGUUUCGUGAAGAGCCCAGGCCUGGAGACCUGAUUGAGAUUUCCCGCAUCGGCUCCUCACACUGGGCCCUCUAUGUGGGCUAUGGUUAUGCUGUCCACCUGGCUCCCCCAGGGGAGAACUCUGAGGCUGGCGCCCCCACUGGCUUAGGGGAGGUGAAAUGGCAGCUCCUGGUGGAAGUGGUGGGAAACUGCUCCUAUAAGGUCAACAACCACUUGGACCACCUGUACAAACCACGGCCCAUAAAGGAGAUGCUCAGAUCUUGGAAUGAGAUGGUUGGUAAGAAGAUGGAGUACAGUGACCUGAGCAGGACCUGUGAGCGCUUGGUCAUCAAUAUGAGAUACGGCAAGGCCCGCAGCCGGCAGUUUCGUGAAGAGCCCAACCCUGGAGACCUGAUUGAGAUUUCCCGCAUCGGCUCCUCGCACUGGGCCCUCUAUUUGGGCGAUGGUUAUGUGGUCCACCUGGCUCCCCCAGGGGAGAACUCUGAGGCUGGAUCCCCCACUGACUUAGGGGAGGUGAAAAAGGAGCUCCUGGUGGAAGUGGUGGGAAACUGCUCGUUUAAGGUCAACAACUACUUGGACCACCUGUACAAACCACGGCCCAUAAAGAAGAUCAUCACAUUUGGGAACUGGUUGGUUGGUAAGAAGAUGGAGCACCCGGUUCUGAGCAGGAACUGUGAGCGCUUUGUCACGGAUCUGAGAUAUGGCAGUGCCCUCAACGGGCAGUUGGUUCAAGAUCCCAGACCUGGAGACAUAAUUGAGAUCUCUCAGAGGCUCUACCGUGACUGGGCGCUCUAUGUGGGUGAUGGUUAUGUGAUCCAUCUGACUGCUCCAGGUGAAUCGCGCAGUAUUGGGCCCUUCAACAUGCCUAUGUUUCUGAGAGGCAGGGCUGAGGUCACAAAAGAGCCUCUGCAGAAGGCGGCUGGCGGCUGUUCCUACAAGGUCAACAACCACUUGGACCAUAAGUACAGACCCAGGCCUGUGCAUGAGAUCAUCACUUCUGCCAAGGAGAUGAUUGGUAACCAGAAGACUUACUCAGUUCUCCGCGAAAAUAGCGAACGUUUUGUCGCUGAUCUGAGAUAUGGCUGGCCCCGCCGUGAGUUGUCAAGCGAGGACCCAAUACCUGGAGACCUGAUUCAAAUUGGAGAUGUUUACAAGCACUGGGCUAUCUAUGUGGGAGACGGUUUUGUGAUUCAUGUGAAAUCAGGUGUGUCCUCCGGGUCUAGCUCUUCCGACCUUGAACAUGGCUAUGUAGUAUUACAAGACAUGGUGAAAUGUGAACCUCUGAAAGAAGUGGCAGGGGAUAACACGUACAAGGUCAACAACUUCUGGGAUAACAAGUACAGACCCCGGCCUGUGCAUGACAUUGUCAAUCUGGCGAAGAAGAAAAUUGGUGAAACCUGGAAUGACAAUUUUUAUUUCCCAACUGUGAGCACUUUGUCGCUAAACUGAGAAAUGGCCGCCCUGCAGCCAACAGGCCUAUGGCCAAUCAGGCAGCAUUUCUUGCCCCAGUCUACAGAGGAGGAGCCCAGGCUCAGAGGAGAACAUGGUUUCCGAGCUCAUCAGCAUAGCUUCCGUGACCCCGCAGCCGCCUGCCACCAGGAUGCACUAGGGUCCUCUCGUCCCUAGUUCCACAGCAGCACCGCCCCUCGCCCUCUGUGCUCUCAGCUGCCUGGAUCCCUUCCGAAUACUGAGCUGCCUGUGAAUAGCAGACACCUAAGCUCAAAUCCCAAACCAGCUUCCGGUCCAAUGAGGGCUUUGGACAGGUCACUGCCCCUCUCCGGGCUUUCCUCGUGUGCAGAAUGAAGGGUCAGAAGGAGGACCUGUGAGGGAGGGCCUGGCUGGCUCUGAGCAUAUGCAGUCCUUUACCUCUGAGCUUGGCUCUGAAGGCAGAUCCUGAAAGGUCCUGGGGGUUGUCAGGGAGAGUCUGGAAUGAGCCAGGGUCCGAUAGGAUCACCUUCCCCCCGCAGAGGGCCUCCAGGGCCAGAGCUGCUCAGACAUGAGCUCUUGGGGACACAGUCCACUUCUUUCCUGGGGAAAGGUCUCUGGGGUGGACAGAAGUCAUGUGUCUCUGUGUGACUCGAGAGGGAGGGACUAUCAGUCUUGGACUCCUUUUAACUCUGAGCAAUGCACUGCUCUCCUCCUCAGAGUGGAGUUUCCGAGUCAGCUGGUGCUUCUGUGGCGGUGCCACCAGUCCUGGCUACUUCUUCUCAGUGCUCCCCAGCAACAACAGCUGCUUGAAGAAGCCACUAAACAGUCUCCAGUUAGAGGCCGCUUCAAGGACCAGCUGACCCCCUCUGUGCCCGAUGCUCUCUCCCACUGGCGUUUCCAGGGACUAAUUCUAGCAAGACCAAAGCUUCUUGAAGAAGAAAAUGAAUGAAUCCAGUGAUCCCUUUACCAAAUAUUUCCACAACUUUCCUGCAAACUCAAGAAUCUUUGGAUAUUCUUGAAAUAUUAAUGUUUAUUGCAUGCAAUCCUAUCUAAUAAAAGCCUAAUAUGCAAAUUGUCCCCUCAUCCAGGAGUUUGUCCAGGGGACAGGGCUGGCCAAUGGCCGUGGCCCCUCUCCUUCCAGUGGUGGCAGACAGGUGGGAGAAGGGAGGCCCUGGCCAGCAGCCGCUAGGGACCCCACCUGUGCAUAAAUUUCGUGCACUGGGCCUCUAGUAUUAUUAUAUGUAAAAUCAUUUUUCUUGAAUAAUUGGUGUUUACUGCAUGUAACAUUAUUAUAUUUUAAAUCGUUUUUCUUGAAAUAAAUAAAACUGGAGGGGAAGAAAACUCUUUGGAAGGGAAGCAUCUACAAUUGAGUACCCGUUAGCCACUUCUACUGGCUGAUCUUGAAAAAGACUCUUGAAAUCUGAGCUUCCGUUUCCUCUUCUGUAACAUGGGGGUGAGAGUGGCUGCUUUGCUUGUUUCCUUGAGGUGAUGUAAAUGCCUUAGCACAUUGCUGACCGUCAGCAGACGUUCAAUAAAUUGG
This is a messenger RNA of Myotis daubentonii (Daubenton's bat), 6633 nucleotides long. RefSeq lists its product as uncharacterized. Gene Ontology annotation, biological process: N-acylphosphatidylethanolamine metabolic process. Gene Ontology annotation, cellular component: cytoplasm. The transcript has 30 exons. Gene Ontology annotation, molecular function: glycerophospholipid phospholipase A1 activity; A2-type glycerophospholipase activity. Bases 54 to 5114 code for a protein of 1686 amino acids. NCBI's taxonomy places the organism in Eukaryota, Metazoa, Chordata, Mammalia, Chiroptera, Vespertilionidae. The record is from RefSeq and is a predicted model, not a curated record.